AUGAGGUAGCGACGAACUGUUCAGAUAUCUCUCCAACUCGGUGCCAAUUGUGUAUAUCUGGUUUCUAUAGCAACGACUGGAGUUCUAAUGAAUCUUGCCAAGCAAUGAAUCCUUGUAACAAAUCUCGCGAAUAUAUCGAAGUGCCUGCAUCAGUUAAUAGAACUGAGGACAACCUGUGUGGCUGCGAAGACGGCUGGUAUCAAAAUUAUACUACUGAUAACGACUCUGUCUGUCUUGAGAAUCAAAUGUGUCCGCCGGGUGAAGGCGUCGCUGAUUAUGGACAAUGCCGACAAUGUCACAGCAAUGAAUAUUCAGAUGAAUGGUCCACGACACAAAGGUGCCAACCUCAGCCAAAUUGCACAGAAGAAGUCGGAGGCGUCAUUUUUGAAGGAAACGUUACUGAAAGGACGAUAUGCAACAACACAAAGGACACCAUAGAGGGCGACCUGGCAAAAAACUCGACGUUAGCGACAUCUCCUAAUGAAAUGUACAUGAAAAACAUCAUCAACGAAAGUACCCCCUAUACGCACAUUACCAAUAUGACGACAACAAUGACUUCGAUAUUGAAAAAAGCCGAAAAGGAGGGCGAAUUGAACUAUAAGCUAAUAACGGUUGGAGCGAUAGUCUCGGGUGGGCUCAUUGCGGUUAUUGUUGCCUUCGUCAUUUCCGAGAUUCGUCGAGUAUACAGACGAAGGAAAGGCCUGAUGCCAUCGGAUGCCCCUCCGACUCGUACUACGAAUAGCAAAGGGAUGGCAGUUCAGUUCGCCGAUAAACGCAAGAAAGCGAAGGCAGAAAAGUCACGUACACGAAAACUCGAGAACGAGGCAACUGGGGAAGCCAAUGAGAACACGCCUAUGCUAAUGGAAACUAUAGAGAGAAAUGAUGUGCGCGUUGUGGUAUGGCAGCCAAACAAACCGGGACCAGAACCGGAACUUACUAUACCACUAGAGAGUUGGACACCAAACAGUGAGGAAAGAGUCACGUGUGUGUAGUAUAGAUAAGGUGCAUGUGCGGGUGUAAGUCUUGUCACGUGCCAUGUGUUAUUCCACGUCCGGGUAACUUCUUAAUAGACACUUACUCUCCUCGACGCGGAGCGGACAUGGAUUUUAUCGGAUGCUAUCGUCAUACUAUAUUACGACUCGGUGAUGAAACGACAUACAGAUGCACGUUUGCUGUAAUUAUAGGAUUUAUAUUGCAGAGAGAGCGAGUACCUGAAUUCGUCUUGUGAGUUUGCCCUAAAAGUCCUUCAAAAGUACAAGUACUAUACCGUUCGUUGUCCAUGGAUCACAGACUGAAGCAAUCUGAAUUACACGUGCGCAUGCGCCUUGUGCCGGAAGGGAAAGUCGACCAUUUUAGGUCAACGGGGGAACUGAUGGAAAGGUGCUAUGCCAGAAAGAAAGAUGAAACUAUUAUUUUUAUAAAGUACGCAAAAAAGUAAACAUUUCCGUUUUACACAUAAUUUACAAAACACAUUGAUAUGAGGAAAUGCAGUAAAUAAUAUCGUGUGUAAGUUUCAGUUUAAUUUGUAUGUAAAAUUUGAGAUUAUGUAGAAAUUUAUAUACACAUGACCUAUGACGUGAGUUG
Molecule: messenger RNA, 1584 nt
Organism: Saccoglossus kowalevskii
Lineage: Eukaryota; Metazoa; Hemichordata; Enteropneusta; Harrimaniidae
Molecular function (GO): protein binding
Source: RefSeq, a predicted model, not a curated record